AUGGCCAGCAUCAUCCGAAAGUCAAGAGGAUUUCUCUUCCCCAGGCAGCUGCUGCAGGUGGUGGAGGGGCAGGUCCUGGUGCUCAAUGGCCGAGGCCAUCUCCUGGGCUGCCUGGUGGCCAUCGUGGCCAAGCAGGUGCUGCUGGGCCUGAAGGUGGUAGUGGUGCACUUGGAGGGCAUCAACGUUUCUGGCAGCUCCUACAGAAACAAGCUGAAGUACCUGGCCUUCCUCUGUAAAUGGAUGAACGACAACCCAUUGCAUGGCCCUUGCCACUUUCGAGCCCCCAGCCGCAUCUUUUGGCCGACCGUGCGGGGCAUGCUGCCCCACAAGACCAAGCAAGGCCAGGCCGCCUUGGACCACCUCAAGGUGUUUGAUAGGAUCCUGCCGCCCCAUGACAAGAAAGAGCAAAUGGUGGUCCCUGCGGCCCUCAAGGUGGUGCAUCUGAAGCCCACAUGGAAGUUUGCCUACCUGGGGUGCCCGGCCCAUGAGGUCAGCUGGAAGUACCAGGCAGUGACGGCCACUCUGGAGGAGAGGAAGGAGGCCAAGAUCCAUCACCGGAAGAAAAAGCAGCUCAUGAGGCUACGGAAACGGGCCGAAAAGAAUGUGGGGAAGAAAACUGACAGAUACAUAGAGGUCCUCAAGACCCACGGACUCCUAGUCUGA
Messenger RNA from Artibeus jamaicensis (Jamaican fruit-eating bat), 663 nucleotides. Its product is annotated as 60S ribosomal protein L13a-like. Bases 1 to 663 code for a protein of 220 amino acids. Gene Ontology annotation, cellular component: cytosolic large ribosomal subunit; ribosome. The record is from RefSeq and is a predicted model, not a curated record. Lineage: Eukaryota; Metazoa; Chordata; Mammalia; Chiroptera; Phyllostomidae. The transcript has 2 exons. Gene Ontology annotation, biological process: translation; negative regulation of translation. Gene Ontology annotation, molecular function: mRNA binding; structural constituent of ribosome.